Arachis ipaensis is the source of this 2223-nucleotide messenger RNA. RefSeq names its product SNF1-related protein kinase regulatory subunit gamma-1-like. NCBI's taxonomy places the organism in Eukaryota, Viridiplantae, Streptophyta, Magnoliopsida, Fabales, Fabaceae. The record is from RefSeq and is a predicted model, not a curated record.
GUACUACUUUUGCCUUUGAAGAGUAAUCUUGGCCCCUUAAAUGGCGGUGAUUGGAAGCGUGAGAGUGGAAUAUGCAGAAUGCAAUCAAGGCGAAUAUCAGAGGUGUUGAGCCUGUCGGAAAACGAGCACACUACUAGUUGCUCAUUCCUCAACAAGAGUGAUGAGAGGAAACAUGAUUCAGCCUCAGCACUCCAACAAUUUCUUGAUCGCGUACCCGUUGGCUCGAUAUCCGGCAUAACAGAUUCACAUGUUUUGGAAGUGAAAGCUGAAAACACUCUAAAAGACGCGAUUCAUAUGCUGUACGAAAAGGACGUGUUGGGUGCAGUCAUUGUGGAUGAUCAUGUAUUACAAUCAGAGAGCUGCUCUACCAUGAGAUUCUCUGAUCGCUUCAUCGGUUUCAUUGAUUUCCCAAGCAUGGUUCUCUGGUGUCUCCGGGAAUACGACAAGAAGAUGAUGGAAAAUCCCACGCAAAAGGAUAUAAAGAGCGGUGGGUUUUUCUCCAUCAUUCUAGAGCAAAUUCAUGAGAUUGGUCAAACCAAGAUUGGCGAGUUGGCCAAGUCAUUCCGAUGGAAACCAUAUUUCCCAGUGCGCAUGGAUGACUCCGUUAUGCACGCGCUGCUGCUUCUUUCUAAACAUCGCCUCCAUGUUUUACCAGUCAUUCAGCAAAAGCAUUUUGAUCCUACACUCAUCGCUCUUGUUACACAGAAUGCUCUAGUCCAAUUUCUUCUUCAAUCGAGUGGACUAGAGUGGUUCGAUAGCAUUGCAGAUAACAAGUUUUCAGAUUUGCGAGUUGAAGAUCAAGAACCUCCUAUUUGUGUAUAUGGGAACCAAACUGUUGCAGAUGCUUUCAAGUUGCUUUGGGAGAACCAUAAUACUUGUGCAGUUGCAGUUGUAGAUCAACAAACUAAGAAGAUUAUGGGUAAUGUGAGGAACAGUGACGUUUAUCAUCUCCUGAAGAGUGAUGAAAUCCUCAAAAAUAGAACGGUUUUAACUAUGGAAGAAUUCAUCCACAUGGAGAGUGAAGCAACAAUGGAACCAGCAGUAACCAACAGGGAAAACGAAACAAUGAAGCAAAUAAUGGAGCACAUGAUUGAGAGGAACAGCAGUUUCAGCUUUCUCGUGAAUGAGAAGGAACAAGUCGCAGGUUUAGUGACGCUGAGAGACAUUAUUUUGCAGUUUGCUCCACCGUGCGUGGAUUCUAGCAUUGGUGGAGGUGGUUUCUUCGAAUUGGCGUUGGAACAGAGUGGUUGUUCUGUGAAAAAUGGAACUAUUGUUCCUAAUUCAGCCCGUCUGCCAAUGCCGACCACCUGCAUUCUUCUCCAAAGCUUUCGUGGACUUGCUUUGGUCCUGCUUCGUUGACUCAAAUGGAACUUUUUCCUCUGUCUCUGCUGCUGUUGGUGUCAGUGUCAGUGUCGCUGCUGCACCUUCUGUCGUUGGAGCUAUGUCUCUCCUCCCUCUUUCAGUUGACUCUGUUCUAUUAAUGGAAUAAAUGACCAUUUGUACCAAUGAAAGAUGAAAACGCUGAUAGAUGUACCCAUACUAGAUCGAAACUAAACUUGUACCCACGUAAGAUGUCCUCCGUGUGACAAAAGUAGCCUGUCUUGGAUCUGCACUUGGUUCGUGAUUAUCCGACCCUACGUGGCUCUCCAACCCUCCAAAAGGCCUAUCUACGUGGAAGUGAACGUUUGUAUAUGAAGAUUUAACUCUACUGCAAAUGAUGGAAGUCGCAGCAGUUCUGCAAGAUCGAAGAAGAUGAAGGAGAAGAAGUUCGACGGCAGAUAUUUCUGUGGGAGGGAGGUUGCGUUGAUGGAGUCUGGCACAAUUACGAACCCUAAUAGAUGGUUCAUCAGAUGUCCUCUAUGGGCGACAAGAGACUCCAAAUACUUUGUUUGGGUGGAUGAACUCGAAGAAAGAUGGGAGAGCCUAGCAAGAUGUUUAGCCAAGAGAAAGUCGGAACAUUCUUAUGCAAGGCAUGAUGAUGGAUUGACUGUCACUGUAGUGGGGGAAAAUCAGCAAGUAUCCUCAAUGAUGGCUAGGAAGAUAGACAAAUUUAAGGUUGAAAUUAGGGAUGAAAUUAGGGAAAUUAGAGUGUUGCUUUCAACUGUUGCGUUGGGGUAGCGUUUUGUUUAUUCUGUGAGUUGUAUUUGGUGAUAAAAUUAUAAGAUAUGUAAAAUUGGGGAUCUUUGUUCAUGAUAGUGAAAUUUGUUCCUGAUAUUGGCAUGA